Messenger RNA from Pseudopodoces humilis (Tibetan ground-tit), 1293 nucleotides. Lineage: Eukaryota; Metazoa; Chordata; Aves; Passeriformes; Paridae. The record is from RefSeq and is a predicted model, not a curated record.
AUAGCCAUGGGGUGACCAUGGCCGAGGUCACUCAGGGGCCAUCACCGGGAGGUGACCACAGCCAGGAUGACCACGGGGACACGGAUGGGAUGACCAUGGGGACAUGGCCGUGGGGUGACCACAAGGCCAUCGCCAUGGGGUGACCAUGGCCAGGAUGACCACGGGGACAUGGCUGUGGUCACACAGGGGACAUCACCGUGAGGUGACCAUGGCCAGGAUGACCACAGGGACACGGCCGGGAUGAGCAUGGGGACAUUGCCAUGGGGUGACCACAGCCAGGAUGACCACGGGGACACGGCCGAGGUCACUCAGGGGACAUCACCUGGGGGUGACCACAGCCAGGAUGACCGGGGGGACAUGGCCAGGAUGACCACGGGGACAUCACUGUGGGGUGACCACAGCCAGGAUGACCAUGGGGACAUGGCCGAGGUCACUCAGGGGACAUCACCCAUGGGGCCACCCCAGACACCAGGUCCCCCCCGUGUCCCCUCCGUGUCCCCUCCGUGUCCCCCCCGUGUCCCCUGCAGCUCCCGUCCCCCGGGAACGGCCGAACCGGGCGGGAGCGGCGCCGAUCCCGCAGGAAUCGCUGGAGGAUCCAUCCCGGGCGGCUCCGGGAUCCCCAGAUCCCAGGGGAGGGAUCCGGGGGGGAUCCGAGCGUCCGAGGAUCCCGCGGGGACGGACGGACAGUCCGGGAAUCCUCGCCAGUCCAGUCCUCGGGAGAGCCAUGGGGAUCCGGGAAAGGGAUCCGGCGGGAUCCAGGAGGGAUCUGGGGGAGAUCUGGUGAAACCAAAAGGGAUCUGGUGCGGCCAGGAGAGCCCUGGAGGAUCCCAGGCGAGUCUGGAGGAUCCGUGUGAGACCCGGAGGAUCCGGGAGGGAUCUGCUGGAUCCAAGGGGGGCCUGCUGGAACCAGGAGGGAUCUGGAGGGUCCAGGUGGGAUCUGGUGCUGAGGAGGAGCCUUGGAAGCUUCAAAAAGUGCUGGGAGAGGAGCUCGGGGAGAGUCCCAGGGCGGGAUCGGGGCUGGGAUCGGGGCUGGGAUCUGGUGGGAUCCGGGCUGGGAGCGGGCUGGGAAUCUGGGCUGGAAUCCUCGCUGUAAGCUGGCUGGAUCCAGGCUGGAUCCCGAUGGAUCCCGGUGGAUCCCUCCUCAGUCGCUGCAGCACUGCCCCGGCCCCGCAGGCUGGGCGGGAGCUCGAUCCCAUUGGAUCCUGGCUUGAUCCAGGCUGGAUCACGGCUGGAUUUGAGCUGGACCCUGGCUGGACUUGGGCUGGAUUUGAGCUGGAUCCCGGCUGGAUUUGA